AUGACUGUGAACUUGGUCAUUCCUGGCUCCAGAAGGAUCCCACCUUAUUUCUACCUGUUUAUCAUUUUUACGUUGUUAUUGGUCUCUCUAGUAUCGUCAGAUUGGAAACCUGCGAGCCUCAUUUCUGCUGAUGCCGACCGAAAAUUCGCAUUCAUCAUACCCGCCACUUCCUCGAGUCCCGAUCUCUGCAAAACCAUAAUCACCGCGUUAGCCCUCGGUUAUCCAAGUCCAGUUAUCCUCAACUGGGGUGCAGAUCUUCCCUCGAGAUGGUCCGGUAGCCAGAACUUGGCAAAGGCGCCUGGUAUUGUCAACUACCUUGAUACCGUUAUGAAUCCUGAUGCACACCCCUCCGAGAGACUACGCGAACAUGACAUUGUGCUCAUUACCGACGGAUAUGAUGUUUGGUUCCAACUACCGGCACAGAUUCUCCUCGAACGAUACCACAAGAUAAAUAAAGAAGCCAACGAGAGGUUAUACAAGCAAUGGAACAAGAGGGGUCCAAUGCCCAUGCGACAGACUACCCUAUUUGCAAUUGGAAAGCGAUGCUUCCCUCAAUCUCUAGAGUCUGGUUCCGACCUUUGGUGCGACGAGUGGCCCGUGAACCCAACAGAACCAGAUCUUGAUGACACUGAUGCGGAAAAGAACGGGACAGAUAAUUCACGAUGGAUAGACGACGGCGUUAUCAUAGGCCCCGCUGGUGAUAUAAGACGCUUUCUUCGUCAAGCCCUGGCGAAGCAGGAGAGGGGUACCAGUCUGGACUACCACAUGGAUAGUUCUAAAGAUGCCAUCGGUGAAACCAUGGUUGAACAAGAGAUUUUGCGACAAUGGCAAAGGGAAAGCGAAGCGCCAAGGCAGGAAGUGAUGAAUGUCAUAAACAGCAAUUUCGAAUUCCACGCGGGUCUUGAUUAUGGCCAAGAGAUAUCAGCGCAGACCAUGUGGACACAGGAGCUUGACGGAACGGAUCACGGAGACUUUGUUCGACUUGGCGACCAGUCAGAUAUUGAGCAGCACUCUGAGACUCUGGGUAUCGUACCUGCACGUAUAAAAGGUAUCCCAGAGGAUAUCAAGUCUGCCAAGAACCCAUUGAACGACCUGGUAGGCGGAGCCAACUGGACCAAUAUGCCGCUGUAUACCGACUUUUACACAAACUCUGUUCCCGUUAUUCUUCACCACAACGGUAAAGAGAAUAAGCAGUCUACAUGGUGGACCAAACCAUGGUAUUAUCAACACCUGCGAACACUUGUCAAGUCUGGCAUGGGACGAGGCCAUCCUGACGAACCUCUGGCAACUGUAAAAUUAAGGAACGGGCGUAUUAGGUACUGGCCAUUAUCCGCAGAAGAAAGAGACCGAUAUCCAAGACAUUUUAACGGGACUGCGAAUGAGAGGUUGAAGAAGAUGGAAUUUGGGAAUAUUUGUCGACAUGAGAAGAAGGCGCCUCUUGGACCGAAUCAGCAGUGGUGGGAGGAGGUGUUUCGUGAUACUGGGGGUCCAUGGGGACCGUGUCAAGGUGAAUUCCCUUGCGAGUACUGCAUUCGCACCAAAAAGACAUGCCUUCCUCAAGCAAUUCCAGCAAAGAAAGUGAAGUUUGUUCGUUGCACAUCAUUUCAGCUAUGCUCUCAAGUGGCAGAGCCUCCUUUGCAUAUAACCCCAAGGCCUGAUGUAACGUACUUGGACUACUUUGAUUCGUUCAUGCAGCGCUGUCAGUUUACCAAAGAACCUACCAAUCUGGUGUCUGAUCUCCUUCCCUUGAUCCAGUCAUCCGCACCCCUUCGACAAAUUACAACUGCCAUUGGUGCACUAGAAGCCAGCAGACGGGCAAUCGUAAACUUCGAGAAAGGAAGGCCAGCGCCACGUAACGUCGCCUUUGUUUCAUAUGGUAGGUCAAUCCAGACGCUCCAGGAUCGACUCCGGUCGCCAGACGUGUUAGAUGAUCAAGGCGUGCUGUGGUGUACACUGCUUCUUGGGAUCUUCGAGUUAAUGACACAAGUAUCCGGGGAUCCAUGGGCUAAUCAUAUGUUAUACGGGACCUCUAAAAUUCUUCAGUCGUCUGGCAUAACGAAACCCAAUGAUAAACUUGGAGAGCAGUUCUUUGCGGCUUUUAAUUGGUUAGAGGCCAACAGAGCCAUACUGUAUGGCGAAGACACUAUCCUUUCGCAAAGGGAAUGGCAACGUUGUUACAAGACUCUUCCUUCAGCGUCGAACAGUCAAGCCGAUACAAUAUUCGAAAUCUUUGUCGAGAUCUCUUCCUUCAGCAAAAGUUCUUCGAUCAAAUUGAGAAAAUCCCUGAGCACCUGCGGUCUUGUCAUCCCCAUAUACACAGCCUUGCGGACGAGGGCCGCAUGUAUCAACAUCGACUCCACGAAUGGCAUGACCGGACGUCAGCACUUGAAGAUUGCCUGA
This is a messenger RNA of Fusarium poae, 2400 nucleotides long. RefSeq lists its product as uncharacterized. Lineage: Eukaryota; Fungi; Ascomycota; Sordariomycetes; Hypocreales; Nectriaceae. The record is from RefSeq and is a predicted model, not a curated record. Bases 1 to 2400 code for a protein of 799 amino acids. The transcript is spliced from 4 exons.